Messenger RNA from Colletotrichum paranaense, 777 nucleotides. RefSeq lists its product as uncharacterized. The record is from RefSeq and is a predicted model, not a curated record. The coding region runs from base 1 to 777 and encodes 258 amino acids. Lineage: Eukaryota; Fungi; Ascomycota; Sordariomycetes; Glomerellales; Glomerellaceae. The transcript has 2 exons. Gene Ontology annotation, molecular function: protein binding.
AUGGAUCAAGACAGAGAGGUUCUUUUCCCCAUUAGUAGCGGGGAUGACGGCGACCAAGUUCGCAUUGUCCUCGAGUGUGCCAACGACAAGUCCUUUGUGGUCCAGAAAUCCCUCCUCACUAGGCAUUCCGACUUCUUCAGAGCCUGCCUGAGCCACGAUUUCCAAGAAUCGAAGAGGUCCACCAUCCGCAUGCCUGAUGUUGACGCUGAUCUAAUGUUCUUGUACCUGGGCUUUGCACAUCGACAAUCCAACAAGACACCCGAGCACGGGGGUACGUUUGGCAUCAUAUCGGUUGCCCAUUUCCUGCACGUCGCCGACUGGACGCGCCUCGUCAAGCUUUAUCAACUCCUCGACUUUCUCCAAAAUAAGGAGCUACUGAGCAGUGCACGGUCCGUUCUCAGCUUCAAUAUAUUGACUGCACACAUCUACCUUCUGGCCUCAGAGGCGGACGGCGCAGAAGUCGACCGCUGCUUCGAUGCCUUUGCGAGGGCCUUUGACACGCUCGACGUCGAUCAUCCAGUCCAGGCCAAAUUCCGAGAUGAAAUGGUCGCACGAUUCUGCGAACACUGCCAUUGGGAUCUCCUUGUCCGUCAUCAUCACGCUUUGGAGUCCCAUCCGGAAUUCGUUGCCAAGAUGAGCUUGAAGCAGGCUGAGUAUGCCGCGUCUAUGAUGCAGUACCUUUCUGAGAGCCCUCGGGCUCGCGGAAAGAUUUCUGGGCUGUGGAGGAGUAAGGCUCGCAACGGGGACCAUCUCAUGCGCCAACGCAAGUCGAAGUAG